AUGGACCAGACGAGACGCAAUAGGAGGGAGAUGAGCGCGUCCGAGGCCACGGCGUAUGGGCCCGACCGGCGACGAGACGAUCGCAACCUGCCCGCGACCAUCAGGACCGUCACCCCCGAGCCAGAGUCAAUACCUGAGGACAGCAUUGCCAGCCCAAACUUGUCACCGCCGAAUAGCCCCCGCUCGCACAACAGUCAGCCAGUACGCAGCGGAAACCCUCGUGCCUUUGUGGCCCGCGCUUCGAGCGAGACAGACUACAGGAAUGCGCGCGAGCAAACAAGACCGCGUACCAGGACUUUGGAGGAGAGGAGUACAAGGGAUAGGUCGCCGUCGUCCCUGUUUGUGACGGGUCGUCAUCGCAUUGGCUCCGUCGCCAGCUCGACGUCCACGUUUCAGAGCCUCGAGGAGUCCGUCGUGACGUCCAUAGGCCAUAUCUCUACCAUAUCGCCUCAGUCGCAGCAGCCUCCGCCACGGACAUCGAGCGCCAGCAGCCGCAGCCGCCUCAUCAAACAGCCCCCACGCACCGCCUCGCCCGCUACCUCGGCCUCCAAUGCCCAGCCAGAGUCUUGGGUCUCGCCUGUGCCGGCCUCAGACCUCAGGAAGCUGAAGGCGCUCAUGCGCGCUACCUGUGGGAAGAUGCAGGGCUUGUUGGCAUUCCGGCGGGGCGAGUCGAAUCCGUGGGCGCUAUCCUACUGCUACAUCAACGAGGAAUUGGGCAGUCUGGUAUACGAGCCGAAGAACGACACCUCCUAUACCCGGACGCUGAUACCAGACCUGCGAGGUUGCCAUGUCAAGAGCGCAUAUGACGGUGAAGCAUACACGGCGUACAUCCAUGUCGUGGUACACAACUCAAAGCUCGAGGUGCAUCUGCGACCGCCCACACAAGAAGAGUUCGACUCCUGGUUUGCUGCGCUGCUGUGUUGGUCCCCCAUACGACCCAAGGGCAUCCAGAACAGAAUGGCAAAACCGCAGGCUCCGGUGAUGAUGGAGCGGCGGUUGGCCGACAGCAGGCGGCACUCGGAAGUGUCGCUACUUAAAGAAACACCGAAAAAAGAAGCACCCAUCAUCAAAGUCGGGAAGAUGAUAUACUGGGACACUGGCGUGACGUACAGCAGCAACACAGGGACGCCCAAGGCUACAGGUUCCGGUUCCCGACCUCAUGCAUACCGAAUUCAGAGUCAUGGUUCUCGCCGGUGGAGAAGAGUCUCUUGCACGCUUCGCGAGAACGGAGAGCUCAAGCUCUAUGCUGACACUGAUGUCACCCUAGUUUCCACUGUCCAGCUUUCCCAGCUUUCGCGAUGCGCCGUUCAGCGACUAGACCCUUCUGUUUUGGAUAACGAGUUCUGUAUUGCCAUAUAUCCCCAGUAUACCGCCUCGUCUUCGGCUUUGUCAAUGUUACGGCCCAUCUUUCUAUCCCUAGAUUCACGAGUUUUGUAUGAAGUCUGGAUCGUCCUGCUGCGCGCCUUUACUGUUCCACAACUUUAUGGGCCAAAGUCUAGUGAUGCUUUGAACGAGGAGGGCACGUUGUCACCGUCGUUUGGGACGCAAGACAUGUUUCGCAUGGAGAAGUCCCUUUUUAUCAGAGUCAUCGAGGCAAGACUGCUUCCACCUGUCAGCCCGAAAGUCUCUGAAAAUACGACGCCCAUCAGGCCAUCGUCAUCCGCCACAACAAACCCAGGGGGAUACCUUGUAGAAGUAUUACUGGAUGGAGAGACACGUGCCCGGACUACGGUGAAAAACGAGGGCACCAAUCCGUUCUGGAGAGAAGAAUUCGAAUUCUUGGACCUUCCCGCACUUCACACAGCUUCGAUAUUCCUGAAAAGGCGACCGCCAAGUUACUCUAGAAACGAUAAGAACGCGUCUGAGACUGCUUUGAGCUCCGAUCCAUAUGGAGCAGAGGGUGGCUAUGCCGGCAUAUCAUUUGAUCAAAUGGUAGGGAAGACCGACAUUUAUCUCGACGACCUAGGUCCGAAUCAAGAGAUGGAGAAGUGGUGGCCACUUGUCAAUAUGUAUGGUAAUAAUAUUGGCGAGGCUCUCAUUCGAGUCAGCAGCGAGGAGUGCGCGAUACUCAUGGCUCGUGAUUAUUAUCCGUUGUCAGAGCUCCUCCAUCGCUUCUCAAACAGCCUAACAUUACAGAUCGCGCAGAUGAUCCCGAACGAACUGAAGAAGCUGUCAGAGUACUUUCUGAAUAUCUUCCAAGUGUCGGGGGCGGCCGGAGAGUGGAUCUGUGCCUUGGUCGAGGAGGAAAUCGACGGGACGUUGAAGGAGUCACCAGCAAGCCGACUUCGAUUCAGCAAGAGACUAGGAUCGAGCGAGUCGAAUGAGUCUACAAUUGGCACCUUCGGCUCAGCAAGCGAUCGAGAGCUCUUCGUUCGAGACAUGGGCAAUAAUGCAAAACUAGAGGCCAACCUCCUUUUCCGCGGUAAUACUCUAUUGACAAAAUCAUUGGAUCUUCACAUGAAGCGACUAGGCAAGGAGUAUCUGGAAGAGACACUGAGCGAUAAGCUAAGGGAGAUCAACGAAAAGGAUCCCGAAUGCGAAGUGGACCCGAACAAAGUUACUUCCCAACAUGAACUGGACCGGAAUUGGCGGCGAUUGAUUAACUGCACUGAAGAGGUCUGGCGGGCUGUUUAUAAUUCGGUAUCGCGAUGUCCCCAAGAGCUUAGGUUGAUCUUCAGGCACAUCCGGGCAUGCGCUGACGAUCGAUAUGGCGACUUUCUCAGGACGGUGCAGUAUAGCAGUGUCUCUGGGUUCUUGUUCUUGCGAUUUUUUGUUCCGGCAAUCCUCAACCCAAAACUCUUUGGCUUGCUCAAUGACCAUCCCAAGACAAAAGCUCGAAGAACCUUUACCCUCAUCGCCAAGUCCUUGCAAGGUUUAGCCAACAUGACUUCGUUCGGCACGAAAGAGGCCUGGAUGGAACCGAUGAAUGCCUUCCUCACGUCACAUCGCCUGGAGUUCAAGAAGUACCUUGAUGACAUUUGUUCAAUCUCGACUACAUCGUCACCCGCACCUCCGAUCCCACCAUCGUACAGCACGCCAAUUGCUAUCCUUCACCGACUUCCUCCUACAUUUAAAGAAGGCUUUCCUUCGCUUCCGUACCUAAUUGACCACUCACGCAACUUUGCCAUGUUGGUCAACCUAUGGCUAGAAAACACCCAGAAAAGUGCACAGGACAUACAAGCGGGCGACGGCGAUCUUUUGCGGUUCCAUAACAUUUGCGUGUCGCUCAACGAGCGCACAAAGGACUGCUUGAACCGAGCGGAGCCCGCAGAGCGCCCCUCCUCAUCCUUGAGCGUCAAAUGGGAGGAGCUGGUGGAGCAGUUGCAGGGAACAAGCUUCAUUGAAUCGGGACGAGGAGCAGCAACCAGGAACUAUCGAGGUCCGAUCAAAGAGGAAGAGUCACCAACAUCCCCUGGGAAUGGGGAAGAUUACUCGUCGUCUUCAACAAGCACUCCCAUCACCAUGAAGCCACCACCCAAGACAAGGCACCAGCAUACUUCCAGCAUCUCAGCGUCUGCCAGUUCUCUCAAGAGUAAUAGCUCUACCACUAUUACAUAUACGAACCCUUUCGCCUCCAAGGCUUUGUCGGGUCGCUAUGCACCAUCCGGAAAUGACUCCGUGUCCGCCUCACAGUCCGCUUCUGCUUCUGCCAGUGCUUCUGCCUCCGCAACUGAGGAUACACCACCGGGAUCCAGCGAUGGUUUACAUAUGGCUCCUGUUCCUGCGUAUCCGCCGACGUUGACCCAAACAUGCGUUUCCACAGGCUCUUUCAACUACAGCAAUCCAAAUGUCCACAUCAACAUGUCCAACGUCGCCCAUUUAUCUACCACUUCCCUUGAGCGACCACCCCGAAGUGCAGGAGGGCAGAGUAUGGAAGGCUCUGAGAACGGCAGUACACAGGAAGAAUACACAACGGCCCUUCCGGCAUUCUCUUCCAAAGAAGGAAAGGAUAAAGAUCGCAGAGAACGAUUUAGGGGCGUGCUGCCUUUCCAGCGGAAACGUAAAGAUAAGGAGAAAGACAAGAGCAAGGAUAAGGAUAAGGAUAAGGAUAAGGAUAGGGACAAAGAGAAGGGCAAGGACAAGGAUAGGGACAAAGAUAAGGACAGGGACAAAAGCGCGGAUCGAGAAGGACGUGGUACAAGUGCUUUGGGUGUAUAUGGCGACAAUGGGAGAGGCAAGAGCUUCAGGGAUAAGGAGAGGGAGAAAGGUUCUUUCAGGGACAAGGAAAGGGAUAGAGGGGCUAUCAGGGACCGGGAGAGGGAUAAGGACGAAAGAGGGAAGGAGGAGAAAAGAGAUGAAGAGUUCUGA
Cucurbitaria berberidis CBS 394.84 is the source of this 4308-nucleotide messenger RNA. RefSeq lists its product as uncharacterized. The record is from RefSeq and is a predicted model, not a curated record. Gene Ontology annotation, biological process: regulation of GTPase activity. The coding region runs from base 1 to 4308 and encodes 1435 amino acids. The transcript is spliced from 2 exons. NCBI's taxonomy places the organism in Eukaryota, Fungi, Ascomycota, Dothideomycetes, Pleosporales, Cucurbitariaceae.